Messenger RNA from Rhodotorula graminis WP1, 1433 nucleotides. RefSeq lists its product as uncharacterized. The record is from RefSeq and is a predicted model, not a curated record. Bases 143 to 1357 code for a protein of 404 amino acids. Lineage: Eukaryota; Fungi; Basidiomycota; Microbotryomycetes; Sporidiobolales; Sporidiobolaceae. The transcript is spliced from 8 exons. Gene Ontology annotation, cellular component: fungal-type cell wall. Gene Ontology annotation, molecular function: acid phosphatase activity.
GCUCGCCGUCAGCUUGCUGGCUCUCGCCGCCGCGGCAGGCGCCUCGCCCGUCCAGCAGGUCGUCUUUGGCACCGCCGACACGCUCCCGUCCAUCAAUGAGCUCCCCAAGAUCCCUCACCACAAGUUCAACCCGUUGGACCACAUGAGUGGGAUCGCGCCGUACCAUGACGCUCCGAACGCCGACGUCUCGCCGCCGCCGCAGUGCACGGUCGCCGCCGCCGCGUUCCUCGUGCGGCACUCGUCCAUCUACGCCAACGACGACGAGUACGCCGACUACAUGGAGCCGUUCAUCGCGCGCGUCUACUCGGCCCAGGAGCGCGGCGUGCCCGUCCUCGACCAGUCGCCGCUCAAGUUCCUCAAGGACUGGCGCAGCCUCGUCAACGAGACCAACCUCGAGGACAUUACGCCGUCGGGCAAGGACGACGCGCGCGAGCUCGGGCGCCGGUUCCGCAAGCUGUACGGCGACCUCAUGCCGCCCGAGCACCUCGGCAAGCGCAAGGGCGACCUGUCGAGCUGGCUCAAGAACGGCGGCAAGAAGCACCACAAGGGCAAGAAGGUCAAGACGCCGUUCAAGGUGUGGAGCGCGAGCUCGGAGCGCGACGUCGAGUCGAGCAAGUCGUUCAAGAUCUGCGACGCCUUCACCAAGGAGUCGGGCAAGCCGCACGCCCAGCAGUGGCUCGAGACGUGGGGCCCGGCCGUCCUCGACCGCCUCAACGCGCACGCGCCCGGGUGGAACUUUGAGCUCAACGACGUCAUCGCCAUGUUCAUGCUGUGCGGCUACGAGACCGUCAUCUCGGGCGCCAAGACGCCGUCGUCGCCGUUCUGCAGCGCCGACCUGUUCAGCCCAGAGGAGUUCCGCGCGUUCGGGUACCACCAGGACCUUCUGUAUCACUACAUGGUCGGCUACGGCGCGCCCACGGCGCCCUACCUCGGCGUCCAGUGGCUCAACAUCUCGACGCACAACCUCCUCGCCGCCUAUGCGCCCGACCCGCACCCGAACCUCCUCUACGUCUACUUCACGCACCGCGAGGAGCCGCCUGUCGCGCUCACGGCGCUCGGCCUGUGGAACACGUCGACCGAGGACCUCCCCGACACGAUGAUGCCCAAGGACCGCCUGUGGAAGACGAGCCACCUCCUGCCCUUCCUCGGCCACAUCACCAUCGAGCGCCUGCACUGCGAGGCCGACGAGGACCAGGACUACGUGCGCGUGCUCGUCAACGGCGCGCCGCAGCCGCUCCCGAGCUGCCACGACGGGCCCGGCGGCACGUGCCGCCUCGCCGACUUUGAGAACUUUGUCCGCCAGCGCUCCGAGGAGUUCAGCGACUUUGAGGGCGCGUGCAAGAAGGACGACGAGUAGGGUCGGUCGGUCGGUCGGUCGUUUCUCUAUCUCUCUCUCGCUGUAGCACUAGAAAUGCAGCCUGUCGUCGAGUCGG